AGAAUAUAUAGCUCUGGCCUUCGCACUCCGCUUCAUGGCAAAAAGAGGGAUCCACGAGGAUUCACCCACAAGCAAAAGAGACAACGCGUUCCAGCUUUACAGGAAACCCCGGAUCUUGCGAACGGAGGUUCCACGACUAGACCACUCUAACGAGAGGAAUGCCUCAGCUGUCCCCGUCAAACAGUGCCCAGGGAAUGACAGGCUCUGCUGCUCGGGGAAGGUGCUGAGAGGCAGGUGCCUGGUACCUUGAAGAUACUGCAAGUUUAAAGAAUGUAGUGAUCACGAAGAACAAGAGAUGCACGCACGCACGGAUAGUCCUUUUAAAUUACUGUCUUCCUACUGUUGGAAACGGACUUGACUGUAACGGGUUGCGCAAAGUCGGACGUUGGAAGGUGGUUUGAGGUUCACGACACAUGACGCCAACGUCUACGUUGACAUUGACUUACCUCGAGCUCUCAUUUGGGCCAUGGGACACAUCGGUGCAAUCGUAGAGUGUUUCAGCGAUACCAUGAAUCAGCUUCCCAGUAUCAUCGUCAUUCGCAUCCGUUGUUUCGCCUCGGACAAUAUCUCCACUGAACACCGAAGGCCUCGGUCUCUGAGCGAGCUGCCAAGUCCGUCGGCCAACGGCAUCGCGUGGCUCGGACUUCUUGUGUAAAACUCGGACUCGGGACGCAACAUCCUACGGACCGUUGGACAAUUAGCGGUUGGUGGCAUCAGGAUCGGACAUCUCGAAAUUUCGGACUCGAACUUUAUCGUUCUGCCCGAACACCUACGGAUGCGCAAGUGCACAACAUCCGUAGUGCAGAAGACGGGUAUGACUGGCCGUUUGCUAUUGGAGAGCGCAUUGGAAGACCUUAGGGACUCGGGCAAUGGUUUAUCAUUGCACCCGAGCUCUCUGCAUCAGUGUUCCUUUGUUGCGUGUAAGGCGCAGGCCCUCUCGAGCAAUUGUUGGAUGACAUGUUGACCGCGUAUCGAUCGGGCGUCGGAUGAGAUUGUAAUUCCACAGGCAUGGGAUCGAAAACCCGAGGCGCGAAUCUCACGUACUUCAAAUACGAAGCUCGUUCAAUGGGAAGCGGUGUUUGAGGCGGAGCGGCAUGCACUCAGUUGUGAUGUUCUCACGGGCUCCGGAGUCCGAUGCGCGCGAAUGUGCAACAUCUUGGCCACCCCGACUGCGAAUCUAAGCCUGGUUUCGGGCUCUGCAUAAGACAAGUCCGCUGCAUGUAUCAGGCCAUCUCGGGACUCGCAAGUAUAGUAUUGUGUCGGGUCGGAGGGCUUCGUGGAACUGGGUGCGAGCCGAUCAGAGCAUCUUGUCGGGUAGAAAUCGGUCGCGAUCGCGGUUUCGUCUAUAUGCUAGGCUCUGCGAGCUUGAAGGAGGCUCGAGCGAAGAGCGCGAUGUUGGUAGUCAUUUCCGCAAGCACAUUACAAUCGGGCUCGGGAGGAUGGUUUCGUUGGAGGGCAGAUACUGUCGCAGGUAAGGGGAAGGGAUCCUGGGUUUCCGAGGUCAGUGAUAAAGCCACAAGCAUAAAGACUUCAGCAUUGCGCUGUCAUGUCGAGAUCAAGUGGAGUCGGCAACCUGACACGCUCCUCUUCCUUCUUACGGUCGCGUUGUGUCUGCGGAAGCAGGGUCACUGGAAGAGUAAGACAUACCGAAGAUAUGGAGGUAGAUAGAUAGCCGUUAUAUCUCGGAUUGUACUUGUUGCAGCACUUGCGCGCAGUCAGUCA
Messenger RNA from Fusarium verticillioides 7600, 1722 nucleotides. RefSeq lists its product as hypothetical. The transcript has 2 exons. NCBI's taxonomy places the organism in Eukaryota, Fungi, Ascomycota, Sordariomycetes, Hypocreales, Nectriaceae. The record is from RefSeq and is a predicted model, not a curated record. The coding region runs from base 1135 to 1668 and encodes 177 amino acids.